Messenger RNA from Lutzomyia longipalpis, 6395 nucleotides. RefSeq names its product diacylglycerol kinase 1 (gene Dgk). Gene Ontology annotation, biological process: diacylglycerol metabolic process; lipid phosphorylation; intracellular signal transduction. Gene Ontology annotation, molecular function: ATP-dependent diacylglycerol kinase activity; calcium ion binding. NCBI's taxonomy places the organism in Eukaryota, Metazoa, Arthropoda, Insecta, Diptera, Psychodidae. Gene Ontology annotation, cellular component: plasma membrane. The transcript has 16 exons. The record is from RefSeq and is a predicted model, not a curated record. The coding region runs from base 1186 to 4311 and encodes 1041 amino acids.
AUCAGUGAGGAAAGUCACGGAAAAAUUCCUCUCUCCGGCAAAUAUGAAUUCACUAAUUCACAUUUUCGCGUGAAAGUAAAAAAGUCUUGUUUGAUGAACUUUUCGCGAUAAAAUUGAAGAUUUCCCCCCAGCCCAGAGAAAAUUAUAUUUCAAAAAAAGAAAGAAAAAAUCUCAUUUCAACGUAUUUUGGGGAGAGGGCUUGGAUGAAAAUUUUUCCGCAAGAUGUUUAUUUGCUUACGGAGCUGUGCUUGAGUUGAACCUCCACAUGGUUGUUAAAUGAUCUCGUUGACGUUAAUCUAUUACCAACACAGGAACACCCAGCCAUACAUCCAUGUGGAUGAUAAAUUUUCCAGUGCAAUUUCCCUCAUUGUGAGCGCAAAGUGAAAGAGUUUGCCCUAUCUCCAUACUAAAUCAUUGGAUGGUUUUAAUGGUGAAAAGGGGAGUGCCGGGAAAGUGUUGUGCUUCCGUGGAGGGCCACACAAAAGGGGGCAUAAGAAAAGUAUUUGAGAAUAAAUAAAUCUUGUAAGCAUCACUCCUAAAUGUGAUACCUGUGCGCGUGUGGAAAUCCCCAAGUCCGGAAGACGAGCUGAGGAAAACAAAUGUUUUCGCCUCAUUUUCAUCCCGGCAGAUCCUCUCUCCUCCACCAUCCUCACUGAGCUACAAUAAAUCGGUGUAUAUUGUGUUGUGUACAUUUCGGAUGUUGCGUUUUUUCAGUUUGCAUUAAAAAAUAACAAAGUGUGGAGGAAACACUUCUUCUUGGAUAUCGUCGUUCUUUUAGCAGUGAAAAAUUUAUUUUAUACUCACAACCUCGGUGAUUCAAGUUAUUGGGCUCACAUUGCCUCCUCCUGAACACCAGACCCGAUCCAAUUAAUUAACCAUCGAAAUUGGUAUUCUGUGCAAUUUCAAGCCAACACAAUAACGAACGGUGUGUACCUCAAUCUGGUCAAUAAACUUCGGCAUUUUUCUUCGCCUCGUGCCCACAUAAAUUAAGCAUCAAAGGACGGUUGGGGGUGUGAAGAAAGAAAAGAAAAACGCAUUUAUGUCGGACAAAUAGUCAAUCGCCGUAACUUUACAAAACGCCAGAGGGUUGAAGGCAGAGUGAGGAGAAAAAAAGUGAUCACCAAAGUGGGUGGACACAGCGGAACUUGCGGAAAGGAAUACGGUGUGGAGCAAAAAGAAGAGGACAUGGCUGCAGCUGGUCCCCGCUGGGACAAAUUGUCACCAAGUGAAUUCCAGCAGCUCCAAGAACUUGCGUCAUAUUCAACCCGAAAGCUCCAGGAUACUCUGUCUGAAUUCACAUCAGUCGAAGCGACAAAUCGAUUCCUGCCCGAUGGGGACAUUGACUAUGAGUCGUUUCGGUGCUUCUUGGAUGCCUUCCUUGAAUGUGAGACACCGGAAGAGCUGUCCAAGCACCUCUUUGUCUCCUUUGUCAAACCAGCCAUCAACCUGGCUCAAGUUCAGGGAAAGGCACUCAGUCAGAUGGCGGCCAUCAGCAGCAAUGCGGCCUGUGCUCCUGUCACAUCCCACACAAAAGGUUCUAUACCCAAUUUGAAUAGCAUUGUUGAGCUACCACCCAAUGUCUCACUUGAGCCUAGGCAGAGUUUCGUUGACAAAAUCCAUGGAUUGACGGACAAAUUGCAAUCGCUGAGUCAUCUCGGACAGAGUCAACAUGAUACCCUGGAUAAGAAUAAAGCCGGAUCCGUUCAUCCGCUGGUGACAGUGACGCCGAGCCCAUUAGGGGGAUUACCGCCGCCGAGACGUUCUGCGGAUUCGAGUCCCUCGCACAGCCACAGUCACAGUCACUCCCAAAUUUCUCGGAAUUCCUCGAGGAAGAGCAAUAACUCCGUCAAUUGCAAAUUAGACGAUAUCCGUCUAAUGUCGAGGAAGCAGUCAUUUCUUGAUCCGCUCCAGCUCAAGGUCCCACUAAAGGAUGUCGUGUGCUACUUAUCCCUCCUGGAAGCCGGAAGGCCUGAGGACAAAUUGGAAUUCAUGUUCCGGCUGUACGACACCGAUGGGAAUGGUGUACUGGACACCACGGAACUCGAUGCGAUUGUCAAUCAGAUGAUGUCGGUGGCUGAAUACAUUGGAUGGGAUGUAUCGGAAUUGAGGCCGAUUCUACAAGAGAUGAUGACGGAAAUUGACUAUGACGCCGAUGGGACGGUAUCGUUGGAGGAAUGGCAACGUGGGGGUCUCACCACAAUCCCCUUGCUGGUGCUCCUUGGUGUGGACAAUACGCUCAAAGAGGAUGGGAUUCAUGUGUGGCGCCUCAAGCAUUUCAGUCGUCCGGCCUAUUGCAAUCUGUGCCUCAACAUGCUUGUGGGGCUGGGCAAGAAGGGGCUCUGCUGCACACUUUGCAAAUACACCGUCCACGAGCGAUGUGUCCAGCGUGCUCCGGCUUCCUGCAUUAACACCUACGUAAAGUCCAAGAAACCAAAGGGGGGUGGAGCACUAUUGCACCAUUGGACUGAGGGGAAUUGCUAUGGGCGCUGCAGCAAGUGCCGGAAACGCAUUAAAUCCUAUCACGGCAUAACAGGGCUCACGUGUCGAUGGUGCCACAUGACAAUACACAACAGAUGCGCUGCUUCCGUGAAAGCUGAAUGCAAUCUCGGUGAAUUUGCCAAUCUCAUCAUUCCACCCACAGCUAUUUGUCCUGCCGUCCUUGAUCGCCAGCGAUCCGUCAAUGUGGCCACAGCAAAGGGGAAGGCCCCAGCUCCGGCGCCAACGCAUUUCCAGAUCACGAGUGAACCCACCUCAUGCCCCCUCCUUGUGUUCGUGAAUCCCAAAAGUGGCGGGCGACAGGGUCAUAGGAUUCUGCGAAAAUUCCAGUACAUGCUCAAUCCACGGCAGGUGUAUGACCUUUCCAAGGGAGGCCCCAUGGAGGGUCUGGCCAUGUUUAAGGAUGUACCCAAUUUCAAAGUUAUCUGCUGUGGCGGCGAUGGUACUGUCGGCUGGGUUCUCGAGGCAAUGGAUUCCGUAGACCUACAAGUUCAACCUGCUGUAGGGGUUAUCCCCCUUGGGACAGGGAACGAUUUGGCACGGUGCUUACGAUGGGGCGGCGGCUACGAGGGUGAGAGCAUCCCCAAGCUUAUGGACAAAAUUGAACGGGCGAGUACGGUGAUGUUGGACAGGUGGAGUAUACAGGUGACGAAUACGGAGCCGGCUGAAUUGCCGAAGCCUAAGGUACUCCAGGUGACACUUUCGGAGAAUGUGCAGCGAGUCGUGGAGCUGUCGCAGCGGAUUAUUGUGGAAAAAUCUGUGAUAGAGACGUACGAGGAGAUCCGCCGGAACACCAUGACCACCGAAGUGACCACGGUGGGUGGGAAGGUGAAAUCAUCCUCGUCGUCCACGACAAUGGAGAAACUCAUGGAGUUCACGUCCUCCUCGUCGCGGGACAGCGAAGCCUCCCAGCUGAGUGGACAGGAGGCAGCCAAUGGUGGGACCAAUCGUCUAUCAACGCCCAACACCUCACGCGUGGUGAAGAGUAUCAGUGAAGGGGAUCUCCUGCUGGCACGACCCUCAACAACCUCAGAGCUCCAAGAGAGCUCCAUACCGGCACCCCUGCGGCCGCUUAAGCCACAAUCAGAGCAGGACUUUGUAGUACCCUACAACAUAAUCAACAACUACUUCUCCGUCGGCGUCGAUGCGGCCAUUUGCGUGAAAUUCCACCUGGAACGCGAAAAGAAUCCUCACAAAUUCAAUAGUCGCAUGAAAAAUAAAUUGUGGUACUUUGAGUACGCAACAUCGGAGACAUUUGCAGCUUCAUGCAAGAAUCUUCAUGAAAAUUUAGAAAUUGUGUGUGAUGGAGUAUCUCUGGACCUGGCCAAUGGGCCUCAUCUUCAGGGAAUUGCCCUCCUCAAUAUUCCCUACACGCACGGUGGGAGUAAUCUAUGGGGUGAGCAUCUAUCCCAGAAGCGUAUACGGAAGAAUGGACCCUUCAGGUCGGCGCGAAAAUUUAAAAGUGCCGACAAGGAUCUCUCAACGAGUAGCUUCAACUCUGUGGAUCUCUCCGUGGCCAUUCAGGACAUUGGUGAUCAUCGAAUUGAGGUGAUUGGCCUGGAAAAUUGCCUGCAUAUGGGUCAGGUGAGGACGGGACUACGAGCGUCUGGACGUCGCCUGGCGCAAUGCAGUGAAGUGACGAUUGUCACGAAAAAGACAUUUCCCAUGCAAAUUGAUGGCGAACCGUGGAUGCAGGGACCAAGUCGGAUUCAGAUAACUCACAAGAAUCAAGUUCCGAUGCUGAUGGCACCACGAUCUGAGAAGGGCAAGGGAUUCUUUAGUUUCCUAAAGACAAAUCUGUUGAAUGUUGUGUAGAAAGAAAACUUAAAGUGGAUGAAUUUUCCAUUUGAGUUUUUAGAAGAAUUGUACAAAAUUAUUAAGUAUAAAACAUAUAAAUCUCUAGUCUGAAUAUCUUUAAGGAAAUAACUAUUAAUUAAAUCUUCAUCAUAUUGCACAGAAAUUAUCAAAUUUUUGCGUAAAUGUGAAAAGUUAAAAUUGUACAUAAAAAAAACGUUGAUCUGGUUGAAAGCUUCCUCAUACAUAGAAAACUAUUAAGAUAUAAAAUUAAAAAUAUAGAAUAUUAAAUUUUAAUUUAAAUUAGAGUUUAAAAAAAUAUAGAUAUUACACAAUGAAAGUGUUUCUAGUCAUUAAAAUGUAAUAAGAUGAAUUUCUGUGAAAAUAUCUUUUAUUGAAGGUGUUUCAAUAUCAAAAAACUUAAACUAAAAAUAGAAAAAUAAAAUUGAAUCUCUAAAAUAUUUAUUCACAAUUAAUUUUCAAAAAAAUGAUUUUUUCUUUAGUGUCUAAAGAGCAAAAUAUUAUUGGGAAAAACAAUGUAUUUGCUUGGGAAACACCACAGUAGCAGUUAACAUAUUGAGAGGGACGGUAAACCGAAAAUAAAAAAAUAUAUUUAUGGACAAAAAACGUGUAAAAGUAUUACUAAACAAAUGGAGUAUUUUAAGUAAAAAAAAGUCCUAUUUAUUCUUGAAAAUAUAAGACAAAAUUAUUUUAAAAAUGUUCUCUAUGAAACGAUUAGGUAUAAUACAUUGAAAAAUAUACAUAUAUAAAAUGGAAAUAAAUCUAAAAAAUAAAAGAAAAAUGUUAUAGAAUUUAUGAAAUAAUGAAAAAAUAUUUAAAAAAUAUAUUUAGGAAAAGGGAAAAUAAAUAGCUUUUUUCGUGUCUUAGAUUCUAAUCUCGAAAGAAUGAGAUAGAGAAAAAUAUUGUUGGUAUGAAUUUCUUUAAAAAAAAUUUAAAAAAAAGAACAAGUCUCUUAACAAAAUUAAAUGGAAUAUUAAUUUCAAAUUCUUCUCAAAUCUUCUCUAUCACCCAACAUUUUAACAACAAAAACUUCUCAAUUUCCGAAUUUUAAUUUCAGUGAAAAAGAAAUCUUUUAGGUCAGAAAACUUUAAAAGAAAAUGGAGAAAAGCUUUAAAGUAGCCACGCAGCAAUUUUUAGAAAUUUAUUCUCAUUCGGACUAUGUAGUUGAAACAUACUUACGAAUAUACCCCAUCGCAUACAAGUUAGUAUACAGAAGAUUUUCAUAAUAUUAACAAAAACCAUAUCAGAAUAAUGAAAAUGAACCAAUUUUUAGGACUAAAAAAAAGAAAACUUUAACAGGAGCUUUAACUCAAAACAAAAUUUAAAAAAAUCAAUUUUGCUUUUAAAUAAGCAAAAACAUGUAUUUUCUUUCCCGGAAAAAAUCAAGCUUAAUUAUAAAACAAAAAUAAUAGCAAGCAGUUGAGCAUAAAUUGGUCGAUGAAAAUCCAGCGACGUGUUGAUUUAUUUAAAUGCUUCAUUAUCAAUUCAUUUUUAUUUCAAUUGCCCAGAUAAAUCAAAAUAUGUAGAACAUAUUUACAAAAAAAAGUUUAUUUUUUAAUUUGAAAAAUCCUCAGAGGAGUAACAUAUCCACCUGCAAAAAUGAAACCUAAAAACCAGAGAAGAUAUUGAUCCCAAAAUUAGAAUUUAAAAAAAAAAAACAUUUCAAGCAACAGUUUUUAAGAUUUAUUUUCUGUAUUUUUUUCCUAAUUUUUUCUAUAUCUUUUGGACAUUUUUUUUGUAAAAAAAAAGAGAUGCAUGUGACAUUAGACAAAAAUAUACAAUUUGUGAAUGACAAAAAUAAUGUAAUAUAAUUUAUAAAUAUUUUCGUUUCCUUCUUUCUUAAAUUUAAUUUCUACAGAGAAAAAAAACUAUACACUGAAAGUUGUAUAAAAAAAAGCUUUUCGGUGAAUACACGUAAUAAAAAAAAUUACAAUGGCGAUGUGAGAAGAAAAAUAUGUUGAAAUUCUCAUUGAUAAAUAGGAAGAAAAAAAGAGAGAAGAAUAUAAAAUGAUAUUACAAGUGAGAAACUUAUAGUAAAAUAAUUUUAUUUAAAUAAUAAAAUAAAUAGAAAAGUUUACAUUAAA